AAGAAUACAUUUUAAUAUCUUCAACAAUUCAACAAAAGAAAAGAAGUUCUUAGCACACGAUUAUUCUCAACUUUACAUGUAUAACCGUACCCUAUAUUCGUAUCUCGUAUCUAUACUGUGUAUAGGUACAACAAUUUAUACUUUUGAAAUGGAUGUACUAAAAUGAAAUAUGAAAAUAGCAAUUUCUAUUUUUGAAAAUUUUCCAACUAAAAUUUUAUAUUCUAAUUACCAUUAUUCUCCCACAAAUAAACGCACACCGUCGAUAUUUAAUCAUUUAUUUGUUAAAGGAAAACACACCGUCGAUAUUAUUGCCGAUGCUUACGACAUUGGAUAAUUCAACCAAAUUUGUUGUAUAUAAAUAUAAAUCGCUCAAUGGGGAAAGUUUAAUCUUUUUUUCCAAAUUUAUUCAUCCUCGAAUCUGAAGUUCGUUCUCUUCUCACACCCAUAGCUGAAGAGAUAGAGGGAAAAAGGAGUAGUUCUUCGAUUUAUAGAGCUCAAAGUUCGUCUGCUGUUCUUCGCAUGGCCCGGGUUUUUUCUCUUUCCCAGUCUUUCAUCUCCUCCAAGUUUCAAUUAUCGGUUUUGAUUCCGUCUUCCUUUACUCUCGGUCAUCGGAACCGCUCUACACGGUCCGGCAAGGUCAAAUUCAUCGAAAUUGAUCUCGAGUCUUCCUCUUUCGGGGCUGAUUCAGAGAUUCUUGCUAUUAGGAAGCUCGACGACUUUGUACAGAGGAUUAUUGUUGAGCGAUCCACUCCUGAUUGGCUUCCGUUUGUGCCCGGUUCGUCUUUUUGGGUUCCUCCACGCCGUAACAAACCACGCAGGGUUGUCGACCUAUUUGAUAAAUUGGUUGAACCGAUCGCUAAAGAGGACUCCCCUUCCCUUGCUAACGCCCGUGGUUGGCCCUGCUUAGAUUUUUUCGCCAAAGAAUCUAUCUCUGGACCAACUCGAUUAGCUCCAGUAGAUACCGAGUUGGAAACUUCAAACGAGUUGGAGAUUGACGUGCAGACACCAACAAGUAAAGAUAACUCAAAUCAGCCAGAGGAUUGAGAAAGAAGAAUCUCAUACCUCAUCCACUAACGGAGUUGGUUGGGAGCGUUAGAUGGCUGUCAGAGAUUUGAGAGACCGAACGGGGUGGAAAGUGAUGGUGAUGAGAGGUCGGAGAGAAAUAGGGUGCUCUACAGACAGUUCCAGUUUGGAUGCUGUGGUAUUCACUUCCAUUUGCUUCGUCUAAACUGCCCUGUCUACUUGAAGCCCACUCUGCACCCCUUCCCCCAAACUAAUGGUUGUUUAUGCUUCGUUGUCCUGGGACAAAAUUCACCAGCUUGUUAUUUAAAUGAGGUGAAUUAUCAAGUUGUCAACCACUGUUCUGUCAAAUCUAUGCACAGUUCAAUAAAAGAAAUCUCCCUUGUGUCUGUGUAAAGUAACUGAUAAAUCGUUCUCCAUUUCAAGUGGUUGAAGAUCAAUCUAAGCUCGUAGUUGCAAUA
Messenger RNA from Cucumis melo (muskmelon), 1481 nucleotides. RefSeq lists its product as uncharacterized. The transcript is spliced from 3 exons. The record is from RefSeq and is a predicted model, not a curated record. Lineage: Eukaryota; Viridiplantae; Streptophyta; Magnoliopsida; Cucurbitales; Cucurbitaceae. The coding region runs from base 520 to 1044 and encodes 174 amino acids.